AUGUCGCUGGCCAUGGCUCCUCAGUAUCCAGCGGCCGUGCUCGCCCUCUUCUUGGCCGCCUUUCCCUCCACAACCUUGGCUUCACCUAUAUCCCACCUUCAAAAACGCGACAUGGGCACUGGUGCCAAAGCUGGUCUCGGUGUUGGUCUCGCAGUCGCGGCCAUUCUCUUCAUAGGCCUCAUCGCCUUCUUCAUCAUCCACUUCCGCCGCUCUCAACAUCUGGCUGCCGUCAAUAAGGAACGUGCCAUCCUCGCUGGCGAGAAGAAUGAAGACGGCACCGACAAGCCCGACAAAUUCGCCCCCAACCCACCCGAGAAGUCAGCAAUGCCUCGACGAAACAAGUCAGUCAAGGACCGACUCAUGGGACCACUCUACCGCGGCAGCACCAUUGACCUGAUGCCCAUUCCCAAGGCUCACUUCAACCCGAACCGAAGCAGCACCGCCACGACACAGACUGCCCACUGGGAUAACAUCGAUGGUCAACCGUUCCUGCACAAACCUUGGGCUGGCGGCGAGAGCUCCCCUCGGCCCAGCUUCAGCAGCAAGCGAGCGACCAGAAUGAUGAUGAUGAUGUAA
Molecule: messenger RNA, 576 nt
Organism: Fonsecaea erecta
Lineage: Eukaryota; Fungi; Ascomycota; Eurotiomycetes; Chaetothyriales; Herpotrichiellaceae
Exons: 1
Coding region: 1-576 (191 amino acids)
Source: RefSeq, a predicted model, not a curated record